Molecule: messenger RNA, 2226 nt
Organism: Centruroides sculpturatus (bark scorpion)
Lineage: Eukaryota; Metazoa; Arthropoda; Arachnida; Scorpiones; Buthidae
Exons: 5
Coding region: 778-2028 (416 amino acids)
Biological process (GO): sensory perception of taste
Cellular component (GO): membrane
Source: RefSeq, a predicted model, not a curated record
UUUGAAUUUAAAUCAGCCAAUCGCUAAUAAUUAAGUGAUUUAACCAUUAUAAUUAAUUAAAUAGGGCUAUUUAUUAAGAAAUAAGUAUACUUUAAUGCAAAUAAUAUAGCUCGGGUGACUUUACUUAUUGAGUAGACAAAUAAUUUUCUAGGUAAAGAUAUCCUAUUCGGAUCUUCGGAUACGUUUCCUGUUUGAGGAUAUAAUGAAUGUAAGAGAGGAUAUCUGCACUAAUUGCGACAUUAACUCACGUUUCGAUUGUCUAAAUCGUUCUCCUAAUGACGACAAUUGUCAGUGGUGCGAAGUAAUCAGGCAUUUCCCUCUCGUCCGUGACGUUUAUACAUGGGUGGAGCCGUACCGGAAGUCGACGAAUCAAUCCACAAGGGUGUGGUUUAAAUUUGAAAUCAGCAUCUCGAUUGGUCAGACGUUUUGUACCUUCCUUGGCACUCAUCCAAGAAUUUACCAAAAAUGAAUAUUAGAAGGAACUACAAGUUCAAGCUGGUGUGAUAUUAUAAACUAUGAAAAUCAACUAUAAACACAUGCUUACAAGUUAGAUGAUGAAAGUAGAAAACAACUCAUCGUUUAAUCUGAGUACAUUUACUAAAAUGGAAUACUGAAUGUAUGCACUUAUGUAACUCGUUGUAUAACAAGUAGAAUGAGAUGCGAUCUAGUUACAAGAGACUUCCCACUGUUGGAAUAUCGAGUGCAAAUAGAAUUGAAGUUACUUUUAAACAAAAAUGGAAGUUUAAAGCAAUACGAGGCCGUAGAUAAAAUCGGAGAAUGGUCAGCCAAUCAAAGAACCGGCGCAACAAUAAAAAUGGAAUCUGCGAAGAAGUUUUAGGGGAAUGCUACUGUGAAGAUGCCAUACAAGUUCAACAACUUUGUAACAGCGGGCAGCAAUCGCACGCUCGUUACGUAUUUGGAUCGCUUUUGGUAAUGUUACACUUACUUGGAAUCAGUACGGAUCACCGAUCCGCACCGUCGCGUUGGGAAUGUUUUCUCAUUAAAUUGAUCAAUGCUACCGUUCUAUGCGUCAUGAUCAAUGACGUGUAUGUUAUAUUCAUUCAUAACGUUACCCCUUCAUUACUCCGAAAUGUACUUUGCAGCCUUUACGUGGGAUCUGCAAUCUACAGCCAUCGCAAAAUGAGAUAUUUGGCGGCUGAAAUCCUUGAUUCGCUCGAUAAACAUUCAUACCUGAUCGUACCCGAUAAACAGGGAAUCAAAUACAUCAGACGAUGGAGCUUAGUCCUCACAAUUUCGGGGAUUUUAUUAUUGUUGGCAUAUUUAUCCGCGAGUUUAAUUUUGGUAAAGUUUUAUGGAUUCAGAUCGGUUAUUAAGGGUUAUGCACUCGGAGUGAGCGAGGUGAAUGUUUGGAUAUCCGCGUUGAUUUUCGUACUCAUGGUAGUAGCUGGCGUAGUUGUUCUCAUGCCUCUUUAUUACGUCGUUGCCUUCUACUCUUUGAUCACUUUGUUCUUGUCGUGUUUAUUUUCGAGUCAUUCACGCCUAACAAUUCGAUCUAUAAAGAUCAAACUAUCAUCUCAAAAGGAGCAUACACAGCAAUCGUUUUCUUUCUAUUGCCAUCUCUGUGAGUUGGUUAAAGUCAUCGAUAACAUCUUAAGUUACCCAUCUAUGAUUUGGUUGAUCGUCAAUUUGUCCAUGGUUUUCUCUUUAGCUCACAAUUUCAUUACCACUUAUUCGAAAGUCAAUUUCGUUAUCGAUUGGGGAAUAUAUUUCGUUCCCGCCCUGUUCAGCAUCUUUGCUUUCGUGGUUCAAUGUUUUGCGGGUGAUACCCUAUCCGAAAAUAGUAGAUCUUUGAUACCUUCACUGAGAAAAUAUUCCCUAAAGCAGAAUGCUGCAACAGAUCUUUCUAACUUCGUCGACUUAAUACUUGAUAGAAUGAGACUGCACCCUCCCGUUUUGACUGUUUUCGGUUUCGUUGAGAUUAAUAAUAAUCUUAUACUAAGUUUGUUUAGUAUUGUUAUCGCAUAUAUGGCUAUUAUUUCGCAAAUUCCUGCCGAACAUUUCGAUUAGAUCGGAAUGAAUUUCCUAUUCACUUUAAAAGUUUUCGAUGUUGUAGUUGUAACUGUUUCAUAUGCGCACAAUUAAUAUUCACGAUAAUGUUAGAAAAUCAAGCAAUAGUAUAUAAAGAAAAACAUGGGUUUUAUGGUAGGGUUACUGUAAUCAAAUCAUAAGAAAAGAGGACAUCUAAGAAAAUAUUUGCUAAAAAAA